This is a messenger RNA of Miscanthus lutarioriparius, 465 nucleotides long. NCBI's taxonomy places the organism in Eukaryota, Viridiplantae, Streptophyta, Magnoliopsida, Poales, Poaceae. The record is from the annotation of a GenBank genome assembly.
AUGGAGCUUCGUGUUGUCGGCGUACCGACCAAGAGACACCGCAGCCUUGGAGAGGACCGGGCAGGGGGCAGUUGCGAACCGGCAGAGGGCGCGAUGGGGCGGCGGCCGGAGCGGAGUUACCCUCCAUUUCUUCGAGCCCGGCGAUGGAACUUCGCGUCGUCGGCGGAUCGGCCAGGGGACACCGCGACCUUGGAGCGGACUUGGCAGGGGGCAGCUGGGGACCGGCCAGGGAGGCGCGAUGGGGUGGCGGCCGGCCUCGGGGCACCGCCAACGGGGCGCAUUACGAACUCCAGGCCGGAGGCGCUGCGCGAGGCUGGCGGCCAGCGGAGGAACCCCGCUGUUGUGGCAUUGCAGAGCGCGGUCGCGGUGGGGCACGAUUGUGGCGCUACGGUGGAGAGCCUUACGAAGAAUGGAGAUAGGAGGAUAUGGUUAGAGACAAGUAAACAAGAAAGAUAUGACUGUUGA